This is a messenger RNA of Callorhinchus milii (elephant shark), 1196 nucleotides long. RefSeq names its product transmembrane protein 150A-like. Gene Ontology annotation, biological process: protein localization to plasma membrane. NCBI's taxonomy places the organism in Eukaryota, Metazoa, Chordata, Chondrichthyes, Chimaeriformes, Callorhinchidae. The record is from RefSeq and is marked predicted.
CUUCUCCUCCAGGACCGACUUGAGAGCGAUGGGGUGUUGGGUCCUUCUGCCCCUCCUGACUGGGAUCGUUUCCAUCGCUGGGACUUGGACAGUGUACGGGAUUGCUCUGGCACACGGCCAUGUGUGCCCCUUAACCAACUGGGAGUACAAUUAUACCUGCCCAAUUAAUACCACCACAAAAUGCUGCACAGAGAAAAACAUGCCGUAUGUAAGCACCAGUGGUGUACGCUUCCCCGAAAAUUCUCUCUACAGUGCAGUGCUCAAUGCAGUCGCUUUCUUGUUUGUGGUGCUGUGUGUUUUCCGACAUGCUCAGAUAGUGGAACAGAAGGGGGAUGAAAUGGUACUGAGUAAGGUAGCUCUGAUCAUGGGCUGUUUCGCUUCUGUGGGAGGUUUCCUUGCUGGAAACUGCAAUUUAUUUGCUGCCCAGGGAAUACACUACUUUGGAGCUUCUUUGUGUUUCGUCGCUGCUUGUUUUUAUGCAGUUUUACAGACCGUUUUGACAUACAAGGUCCGUGUAACCGGGAAAGAGUGUUUCCUGGCACCUCUACGCACUGUGUUGGUCAUCAUCGAGGUGUUAUUUUCCAUCAUCUUCGUGGCCUUUAUCAUCCAUCCAGUCCUCAAUUAUCGACACGUGGGAGCCAUCGCUGAAUGGGUCGUGUGCACAAAUUUCCAUAUCUUUGUUAUGACACUUGCCUUCGAGUUCUUUUCUAUCACCUCGUCAGUGCUCCACACACUGAUCAACAAGCCUGAGGAUGAGAAGGUCGCCAUUCUAUCAGAUCACAAAGGUACAGGCCUCAAUACAUUCAACAAAUUACACUAACCAACUAAAGCCGGACUUUAGGAACCUUUAACGCUUAGUCCUUAGAAUAUAGGAUGUUGGUCUCUUCAUCGUUAGAAAAUGCUUUGGUUGCUGAUGAAUACCAUCAUGAUAUAUAAGUCCGUGGAAACCUCAUGAAUUUUAAAGACAAAUGCUGCCAUCACUGCACUGGGAUUAGGUACUCUACCUGCACAUUGCACUUAACUCAAACCUUAAGGGACUGCUAAGGUUUUGUGACAAAAGCUGAACACAGCACCGGUGCAAUUAGCGACCUUUGUUCGAAGGGAUAUUACCUGUUUUGAAUUGUUCUUUGGUUCUCAGCUUCUCUCCUUUGUAAUCUCUCCACUGAAAUCUACACCAAAUAAACCGUGCAUCUACU